AUGUUUGCGUUGUUGUGCUUAGCUUGCUGUGUUGGACGGAGAACGCUAUUCUUUGGUGUGAAAGGUCAAUUUCUUCGGGCUAGAUUGCUGCCUAUUUCGCUGCAUAAGUUGUCUAUUCUUUGGCGUGGAAGUACUCCAAACUCUGCGGAAACAAACAGCACUGAUCAACAGACUGCUAUUGGGUCUUCGAAUAUUUCUAUUACACCUGAGGAACCUACAGAAAUUCAAAUUGAAAAUGGUGGGACGCGAAGAGUUCGAGGGCGUACGCUACUGAGGGGUUUAUACGAGCUAGAUCCAGCCGAGCGUGUCAAAGUAUGCAGUAAUAGCUUUGGUCAGCCUAUUGGAUCAGAAGCUCGUCUUUUAGCAGGAUACUUGGGCAUUCUAGCACGGAAUGCAAAUAUGUUGCCAAUUAACUUCGAGACAUGGCGACAAAUGCCCGAUAGUAACAAGAACCAAGCUCUUGAUAACGUUAAGGCGAUAUUUGCUCUAGAGGUCUCCGAUGCUUAUGUAAAAAAGGCAUUGGGAAAAAGAUGGAGAGACCAUAAGAGCACAUUAAAGAAAGACUAUUUUAAGACAAAAACAACCCUGGACGAGAGAUUACAAAAUGUCCCACCGGGAAUGCUGAGGUAUCAGUGGGAAGAGGUCGUUAGAUUUUGGACUUCGAAGAAAGGAGAGGUAUGUGUUACUAAAACAAUCUUGAUUUUGGUUUAUAUUAUUUAUUAAUCAACGUACUAAUAAUUUCAUAACGUAGGAUCGUGAACGAGUUGGAAAAUGUAGUAGGCAGAAACAGAAAUUCACUCACACAGCUGGGUCCAAAAGUUUUGCUUGUGUAGCUCACUUUGAGGAACUGUCGUCCGGUCAGAAAGUUGGACGCCUUCAACUUUUUGACAUUACACAUAGGCAGAAAGAUGGGAACCCUAUGACUC
Molecule: messenger RNA, 926 nt
Organism: Gossypium raimondii (Peruvian cotton)
Lineage: Eukaryota; Viridiplantae; Streptophyta; Magnoliopsida; Malvales; Malvaceae
Exons: 5
Coding region: 1-723 (240 amino acids)
Source: RefSeq, a predicted model, not a curated record